UAAUACAGACUACUUUAUUAUUUUCUUGCCACAACACGAAAUGUAAAAAACAGCUGGAAGUGAGAGAGUGUGUUAAGUCUGAUACAGCAUGUGAAAUACUUCCAGAUCCAUAAGAGGGACACAUCUGUACUGCAGUGCUGAAGUUAGAUGUGCGUAAUGAAGCUCUGGGUUUGUGGUAGCUGACUGUAUGAAUGAUCGCAGUGCCAAUGGAUUCUGACUCAUUGCAAGUCUUGAAUCCCUUUAAGCAGCAGAUGGUGUGCGUCUGCCUUCUCUCCGAGGAAGCGGCAGUAAUUAAUGUCCACCCUUGCUCCCCGUUCGGUUGUAAAAUGCUAAAUUAUGCGAACAUGGGUGUGGACUAGUGAGUGGGAUGGGAGAUUACAGCGCUUUAGGAGACUUCAUAAUAUCCGAAAUUUGUCUUGGAAUCCAAGCGCAGAUCUACUGAUCAUUUAAUUAAAAAUGAAAAAAAUAACUUUAGCAGUCAUUGAGAAGGGGGGGGGGGGGGACUGGAAUUAGGCGCCAUUCACCAGUUGGCGUUUUACGAUUGUGCUCGCUAAAUAGACUGGCCCGGUAAAGUGAGGGAGAAGUCUCUUUAACGCAGACAUCAUGCUUCUAGCUUUGAUGUGUGUGUGUGUGUAUGUCAGCCUCUCCCACCCACUCCCUGGCACUAAUCUCCCUCACCGUCAGACAUCCAUCCACGCAACAACCACAACAAGAAAACGCUGUAUCCUCCGAGCUGAUAGCAUUCAGACUCCAGCCAUUUAACAUUAACUGAUGGUCGGAAUUUAAAGAGCUCAGGGAGCAGCUCAGCAAAGGGCUUCGUCAGAAAGACGUCAUCCAGCGCUCCACGUCUACAGUGUUUGUGAGAGUCAGGGCUGCAGCAGUCACAGGCAGAAUCAGAGCGUUGGGUACUCCACACAAACCCCACUCCAACACCCUCUACCGCCGUCUCUCAGCUCUUUACAGGAUAUUGCCUUUUUUUAAUUUGUUUUUUUUUUCCCCCAAAAUACAAGUGAGAAACGGGGUCAUCAGUCCGAGGGAGAAGAGGAAAGCAGUGGGAAGUACGUUACUUUGCGAGCUGGUGCGUUUCAGCACCGCGGACAGCGCAGAUCGCCAUGGCUCCGAUUGUGGUGAGCGGGACAAGCUUUGAUGAUGUGCCGGCAGUUGUAGGGAUAGUCAGUGCGUUUGGCCUGAUAUUUACAGUCUCCAUGUUUGCAUGGAUCUGCUGUCAGCGCAAGUCGUCCAAAGCCACCAAGACCCCUCCUUACAAAUUUGUGCACAUGCUGAAGGGAGUCGACAUCUAUCCCGAGAACCUAAGCAACAAAAAGAAGUUCGGGGCAGAUGAAAAAUCCGAUCACAAAGAUAAAGACUCUUCCAAAGCCAGAAUACCAAAGAACUCUCUCCACCUGGACCUGGAGAGCCGCGAUCAGAACGGAAAUUUCACCAAAACUCCUGCCAAAGUCCGUAGCUCCCCAGAAAUCGAGAGCGUUCCGCCCAAGCUGUGCACAGACAGCGAGAAAGACAGCGUGUCAUCGCAGACUCCUGUAUCAGACAAGCCAGCCGCGCCUUCUCAGCAACAAAACAAUGCGCCUAAUCUGGGAUCCCUGGCGUUCUCCUUAAAGUACAACUUUGAUAAGAAAGCGUUACUUGUGAACAUUAUAGAGGCUCACGGACUGCCUGCCAUGGAUGAACAGUCAAUGACAUCUGACCCUUACAUUAAAAUGUCAAUCCUGCCGGACAAAAAACACCGCGUGAAAACUCGCGUCCUCCGGAAAACCCUGGACCCGGCUUUUGAGGAAACCUUCACAUUUUACGGGAUCCCCUACAGUCAGGUACCAGAGCUGUCUCUGCAUUUCCUGGUGCUGAGCUUUGACCGCUUUUCCAGAGACGAUGUCAUCGGAGAGGUCCUGGUGCCGAUGUCAGGGAUCGAUCUGUCGGAAGGCAAGGUGCAGAUGCACAGGGACAUCACCAAGAGAAACUGUCGGAAAUCUGUGGGCCGUGGUGAAUUAUUAGUAUCCCUUUGCUAUCAAUCUACCACCAACACCCUGACUGUUGUUGUACUAAAAGCCCGCCAUCUGCCGAAAAAUGAUGUUUCUGGAUUAUCAGCAGCUGACCCUUAUGUGAAAGUCAACCUGUACCAUGAUAAGAAGCGAAUAUCAAAGAAAAAAACCCAUGUUAAGAAGUGUACUCUCAACCCAGUGUUCAAUGAGCUCUUUGUCUUUGACAUUCCAUGUGAAGGGAUUGAAAACAUCAGUGUUGAGUUUAUGGUCAUCGAUUUUGACAGAAUGAUGAAGAAUGAGAUCAUUGGGCGCCUCGUGCUGGGAGCAUCAGCAGAAGGGACAGUAGGAGAACAUUGGAGGGAGAUCUGUGAGCACCCAAGACGACAAAUUGCCAAAUGGCAUUGUCUCAGUGAUGGUUAGCAGCCAAACCAGGGGUUGGACUUUAUUGUUUGAUAGGGAAGGAACAAGCUGUGCAUUAACCAACCCAAAGCCUUUCUGAAGAAUUUUCAAUUUAUACUAAAUACAUAUAAUUUGUACAUCUGAUUGUGGUAUAUAUUGUGAUCUGUACUGUAUAAGAUGAGGUGACGUUGUUCUCUUGGUUGCUAACAAUUUUGAGGAAAAAAACAUAGCUAUUAGAAUGGGUAGGCAAAAUAAAACUGUUUAAUGUAUUUCUGCAUUUUGAGUGGCUAUUCAAGUUGGGGAAUUUGUUUCUGGCGAUGAAACUAUUAGUGUGUAUGUUUGAAGAAAAAAGUUAGAAUUCACUAGAAGGUUUUUCAAUAGAAACCUGUAACACAUUGAAUGAAUUGAAAAUAUCUGAAGUGAAGCCAUUCUAAUGUUCAUAUUGAGACAAAGCAGGCCGUGUGUUGCCUUAACAUUGAAAUAUAUUGAAGUGGAGAGACACAGUGAUGUCACAAUGAGUUUGAUGUUGGCUUUUUAAUCGCUGUGUUCAGAUCUAGUCUGUAUUUAUUCAGUGAAACUUCCCUCUGUUGGGAAACAACAAAUAUCCCACAUGAAGGAACCCACUUUCCAGUCAACAAGAGCCCAAAGUAUAAUAGUUUCUAAUUUGUCAUUGGUUGUCACUAAAUUGUUGGAGACGCAAUAGGAAUCACUGGAUAUAUCAUUGGCAUGGGCAAAGGAAAAGUAUUACAUUAUUGCAGUAUUAGAUGUUUUCCUAAGUUUGCGAUGGAGGUAGGGUUAAGGAAACAUUAUUGUAGAUUUAACUGUGCUGUAUCUAACCUAAAAAUAUUUGAAACUGAUGGUCCAUGCCUAAAAUUGGAAGAAUUCCAUUCCCAAUAUUAAAAACCCACACAAAUACAGAUUGACUUAAAAUGUGUUUUUUCAAAUGGAGCUAAUGUAUGGAUGGUAAUAAUGUGAAUAACAGUUAACCAUACUGAGAGAAUUUGUAUUAUUUUAUACCUGUCAUAAAGUUAUUUCUUAACAUGCGGUCUCAUAGAUUUUAAGUAUCUUGCUAUUUGCGUAUUUUGACAUUUGUGGGUGUUAUAUAUGUAAAUAGUACACUCUACUUAUCAGAAGCUUUAUCUGGAAAAUAGUUACAUAUUAAAAACAUUCACAUUGUUUCACUGUGAAAUACUUUUCUACUCAGAGAAUUUCAGGAUUUAAAUAAAACAAGUCAUUUUGAAGAAAGCUGCUAAAAUAGGCUAAUCAAUGGUAAAAUUCACUAAAACUUUUAGUAGAAACUAUUAAACAUAUAAAGCAAAACUAUAAUAGUCUGUGACUUCUCCAGGCCUUUGCCAAUGCUACAUCUUAGUGUGAAAUAAAUAAGUACUUGUUGCAGAACCUUGAGAUUUGGUUUAUACCUCAAGAGUGGCUUGAUCUGCAAACCCAUGAGUAAUAAAAUAGUGGGAAAGAUAAUCAACACAAUGGUUGAUAUAUAAGUAAAUCUGCUGAAUUUCACAAAUUUUAUUUACAUCAUAUAUUAGCUAAGUACAGUAUCCUGUGCACAAUGUGAAUGUGAAUCAUACAGAUAAUUAAUUGUUUUCAAUGACAUCAUGAUGAUUUUGCUUUCAUAAUGGUGCCAAUUAUGAAUCAUGACUAUCUCCAGUAGUCUUUGGAGAUAAUGCCAUUAUGUGUCAAAUAAUUUAGGGUUUAGGAAUGGAAAAAGUCUUGUUUAAUGGGUAGGCUGCUGAGACAACAGAAUAACCUUGUAUGUUUUGCCUACCUUAUUUUCUAUAGCUUCAGGUUGAAACAUUUGCAAUGAAUAUGAAUUUAUUUUGCUCUACGCAGAAACUGCAUUAUACAACCAUCUAGUUUGUGUGUAAACCACGCUAAAAAUGUAUUGCAAACCAUGCAUUUAUUAUGCAUGUUUACUUUAAAAUAGACCUCAGUGACAGGUGUAGGAGCACUUGUAAUAUAUUUAAUAAUUGAACACAUUAUUGAUGCAACCCUAGAAGAUGCAGGAACAGAAUGCGACAUUAAAGUCAUUAUUUGCUAGAAAAAAUACCAGACAGUGAUUAUAGCUUUGAGAAUGCCAUUUGAUCUUGAAUGUCAAUGCAUUUAGCGAAUUGGAUUUUUCUGUCACUGAAUCUUAUGGUUCCAGGAAAAAUCAUUGUUUAAAACAUUAAUGAGCACUCAGUAUCGUUAUUGAUCCAGUCACUUUGGAUCUUAAUGGAUCAUAUUUUGCAUUGCCAUAUAACAAAUAAUGCCAUAUAUGUUUACUAUAGAGGGUUCACAUCAUAUUUUUAAGUUUAGCAUUUAUAUUUUUGUGCUUUUUUUAAAACAAAGGGCUCAAAAUAUUUUUAAGCUGCUUUUGUGCACGCACACUGCCAGAGACCAAAUUUCUUAUCUUUUGAUGGAUAGAUCCAGCUCGACUCACUUGGGAAUUAGGUGUACUUUGUGAAAGGAUGACCUGUAGUGUAACAUUGAUAUGCAUUUUUUAGAAUGUAAGUAGGGAGAAAUGUUAGAUAAAAUAUACUUUUGUAGGAUAGGAGUAAGUGUUAGUGAGUUUACAAUGGUUAGCACAGAUGAAUUUGGCUUAGCAAGAUUUAAAUGGUAAGAACAAAUCAGACUGAGUAUGAGCCAAUUCAGAAAGAAAUGUUACCAUAUUCCAGCUAUCUGGCAUGAUUAAAUGAAAUGCUGAAAAUCUAAUGCUAGUAUGCCAGUUCAUUACUAUGCAGCAGGGGAUUGACAUUGUCACCACAUGGGAAAAGAUAAGUCUGCCUGAAGCCACAGUAGUAAUCAUGGUUCUAUUGCUGUUUGUGUAGCUUAAAGGAUUCCUGUUACUGUUGUAGUUUCUUUGCUUUCAAAUUGCUACAUCAAUUUUGAAUGUAACAAGACCACAGCAUUAGUCUCCUUGCAUUCCCCAAAACAAUGAUUAUCUAUUUGUUGGUUGUCUGAUAGGGUUAAUGCAUUUUUACUUGAACAGUCACAGAUUCAUCAAUAAAUACACAACUGUAACAAAGGUCUAAUUAAUAUAUUCAAACGAAGAGUAUUAUUUUCAAGCAAAAUAUUAAAGAAUGUCUGAAUACUGUGUCAUGUCAUGCUGGGCAAAAUGAUGUAAAAGAAUCCAUGAACAAUUGCAGAGCUAUUUAACUUCGAAUUCAUUGACAUAUCUACUCUAUGCAUCAACCAUAUGUACAAUUCGUUUCAAAUUGUGUUCACAUUUAGGAAGUAUGGUAUUUUAAUUCCUGUCAAUUAGUGUUCACAUUUGUCUUAUUUUCAGUUCACAAUACUGUUCAAAACAUUGCAACCGCAGUUGUAAUUUUUGUAAAAUAGUUUUGAAUAAUUCUGGAAGAUGUAACUGUGUGGUUUGAAAUGUUGAUGUUCUGCAAAUUACAUACUCAGAAACUCCAGUAUUAAUAGGUGACAGUAGUAUAUAUAAUUACACUGUGUAAAUCUGUACACGUAAUAUGUUUUGUAUGUUGCAUUACAAUGUGUUUACAAUCAAUUAAAUAAAAGAAUGCACACAUUUGCAUCAUGUGUUAGUAAUGUAAAUUACUGGCGAUGAUUGUAUUUAUUAACUUCUUUGUGCUAUUAAUGUAAGAGUACGGUGCACAAGUAGUUUUUCUUUUCAUGAAAAAUUUAACUAAUACUGAGUAAAAUUUACCAUCUGCUAAAGUCUUGUGCCUAUGUGUUUUGUGUGUGUUGAACAAGAAUAAAGCACUACAUAAAUUGA
Chiloscyllium plagiosum (whitespotted bambooshark) is the source of this 6129-nucleotide messenger RNA. It is a transcript of the gene syt4, whose product is annotated as synaptotagmin IV. NCBI's taxonomy places the organism in Eukaryota, Metazoa, Chordata, Chondrichthyes, Orectolobiformes, Hemiscylliidae. The record is from RefSeq and is a predicted model, not a curated record. Gene Ontology annotation, cellular component: plasma membrane; axon; synapse. Gene Ontology annotation, biological process: calcium ion-regulated exocytosis of neurotransmitter; vesicle fusion. Gene Ontology annotation, molecular function: calcium ion binding; phosphatidylserine binding; clathrin binding.